Messenger RNA from Larimichthys crocea (large yellow croaker), 2653 nucleotides. It is a transcript of the gene s1pr5a, whose product is annotated as sphingosine-1-phosphate receptor 5a. Gene Ontology annotation, biological process: G protein-coupled receptor signaling pathway. The transcript is spliced from 2 exons. The coding region runs from base 414 to 1619 and encodes 401 amino acids. Gene Ontology annotation, cellular component: membrane. The record is from RefSeq and is a predicted model, not a curated record. Gene Ontology annotation, molecular function: sphingosine-1-phosphate receptor activity. NCBI's taxonomy places the organism in Eukaryota, Metazoa, Chordata, Actinopteri, Sciaenidae.
GCGUUGAAGGGCAAAAAACAUUAUAGUCCAACCCACUGCGUGUCGAGUCCUGCCCUGCUCGAUUCCCACAUCACACUCACAUGUCGCUGUGGUGCAGAGAGUCACCGUGGGAUCAACGUCUGAACGCCACUGAAAGUUUCACUGGAUAUUUACACGUUUUUACAGGCUCUGUUUGUCUCUCGUCGCCUCCUAGUGCGCAGCCCCGGCAUUGAAGACAACUGAUUUUUUAGAAGGAAAAAUUCAAACCACAGGAAAUCCUAUUUCAUACCAUUGAAAGGAGCAUAUUUUUUUUCCUCUGCGUACUACAGCUGACGAACAAAGAAAGGAAUGCACCAUCAGAGGAGUUUCUGACACCGUCUCUGUGGAUCUAAACUCAGAAAACAAAAGAAAGAAACUUUCUGGGAACUCUUAAAAUGGCCACAGAGACUUUCCAUGCUGCUUACGCUGCCGCAGAGCCGUCCGCCAUGCCCGUGUCACCCUCCACAGGAAACCUGCUUCAGAUGUUCAACGAGUACCAGAGCAACAAAGUCAUCAUCGAGCACUACAACUACACCGGCAAGCUGAACAUGAACAAGUACAAGGACGGACUCAAACCGGAGGCCAUCGCCUUCCUCCUCGUGUGCCUGCUCAUAGUUGUAGAAAACGCCAUCGUUCUUCUCGCGAUAUGGAAGAACAAGAAGUUUCACCUGCCGAUGUAUUACCUGCUCGGCAACUUGACUCUCUCUGACCUGCUGGCUGGCUUCACCUACAUGGUGAACAUCGUCAUGUCCGGCGCCAAGACGUUAAACAUGACCCCGGUGCUGUGGUUCCUAAGAGAAGGUGGUGUGUUCAUCAUGCUGGCAGCCUCGGUCAUCAGUCUGCUGGCCAUCGCCAUCGAGCGCCAUGUCACCAUGGUGAGGAUGAAGCCAUAUCAGGGGGAUAAACAGGGGCGGAUGUUUGCUCUGAUCGGAGCGAGCUGGGUGCUGUCGGUGUUCCUGGGCAUCCUGCCCGUCCUCGGCUGGAACUGCAUAGGUCAGCUGACGCAGUGCUCCACAGUCCUGCCGCUCUUCGCCAAGAGCUACAUCCUCUUCUGCAUCACCAUCUUCAGCGCCAUCCUCAUGUCCAUCGUCGUGCUGUACGUCCGCAUCUUCCGCAUUGUCAAGUCCAACACCCAACGGCUGGCCUCGGUUCCUCAACGCAAGGGCCUCUACCGCAAGUCGCAGAAGUACAUGGCGCUGCUGAAGACGGUCACCAUCGUCCUGGGAGUCUUCAUCGCCUGCUGGUUGCCGCUCUUCAUCCUCCUCCUGCUGGACUUCUGCUGUCCGGCCAAAAGCUGCGAGGUGCUCCUCAAGGCCGACUACUUCCUCGGCAUCGCCAUGUUCAACUCCCUCCUCAACCCCAUCAUCUACACCCUGACCAGCAAGGACAUGAGGAAGGCAAUCAUCCGGCUGCUGUGCCGACACUGCCUCCUAACCAAAGACGGACAGGUGAAGAAGAUCGGGAUGCCAUUCUUGGAGUGCAGCACCAGUAAGACCGACGCAGCCUCUCACCGACUGGAAGGACUGGAGACGACGGUAUCGACGGGUAACUUAACUCCCUCUACCAUCAAAGCCAUUUACCCGAGGUUGUCUAAGACAUGACACAACACCAAGAGACUGUUACGACCGGGCUGCUUCUCUUUAAUCUGAGUUGCAGAUCUGCUCUAGUCGAGCAAACACGUACGACGGGAGCUGAAGUUUCGUGUUGCACUCUGCCACAGUUUGGAACUGAAUAAGCUUGAUAUAUGUGACAGAUUGGGAGACAGACAUUUCAUUUUUCUUUUAUAUAUCUUCUAUAGCAGUCAGCAUUACGCUUGUCCUUUGGACACUGAAAGGCCAGCAUCCGUCAGAAAAAGUUUCAUCAUUUCACAUAAACACAGCCCCAAAAAGCACAAGAUUUAACCUUAUCUCCCGGGGGUAGCCUCUAAUGAUACGUUGUUACAAACACAAGAGCAUCCACACCCAAAAUCUGCUGCCAAACCCAUGUAAUUUCUGCCAUGUGAGCUUUGGUCAGCAGUAAACGUUGGGUGAGAGGUGCCCCCCCUCCGGUUGGAGAUCAGAGGCUCGGCGGGGCCUGGAGACGCACUGAACCACGUCAUACGUGGAGGGUUGUUGCCGAGCGGUUUGCAGCUUUGGAGGUCCCUCCUCGACAUAUGUAGCGACACAUGAUGAAUGACUCUAAAGCAAUAAAGCUGACAGCGGAGGUUUGUUGACGCCUUCUCGGUUUGACGGACUAGAAUAUCGCAGUGAUGCGAUUAAAAAAACAAAACAAAAACAAAAAAAAGGACAGAUGUCUUUUCUUCUUCCUAUCGGAGAGAGUUCACCAUGAAGCGAAUCUGUUUUUCCUGUGAACGACCACAGAUUAAAUCUCGUCCCACAUAGUCGAGAUCUGUCACAGCCCACACGGCAGACCGAGUCAGGGCUUCAAAGCGCCGGGGGGAAUUUCACUGUGUGUCGUUGUGACAUGAGUUAAAACAAGAAUGGACGUAAUUUUGUACAAAUGUAUAACUUUGUAAAUAUCUAUAUCGUUUCUCUGAGCUGCAUUUUGUAUUGUAAAAAAAAAAAAAAAAAGUCACUUAAGUUAUGAUGCCAGUUUUAUACGUGCACUGAAUAAAAAAAUAUGUGAAUCAUGUUGA